Messenger RNA from Morone saxatilis (striped sea-bass), 1179 nucleotides. RefSeq lists its product as uncharacterized. The transcript has a single exon. The record is from RefSeq and is a predicted model, not a curated record. Gene Ontology annotation, molecular function: structural molecule activity. Gene Ontology annotation, cellular component: plasma membrane; bicellular tight junction. Lineage: Eukaryota; Metazoa; Chordata; Actinopteri; Moronidae. Gene Ontology annotation, biological process: cell adhesion; bicellular tight junction assembly. Bases 523 to 1179 code for a protein of 218 amino acids.
AAUUCGAAAGCUCCUCCUUCGAGUGUAAAUGUCUUAACUGAAAAAAAAUAUCUCAUCGGUGACAUCAGUAAAGCAAAUAAUCUGAAAUAAUUACAACUUUUAAAAGGUGGACUGAAUUUCAAAGCCACGCAGAAACAGGACAUUAUAGUCAUGCCUCGUAUGGCUCUCUAAUUCUUCUUUUUUCAUGUCCAGCUUGCUCAUGUUUCACUCAUUUAUGUCCACUUGUGCACACACACAGCCCAGAAUCCCACUGGACAUAUCUGGUUUCAUCUUAAAACAGAGUUCAUUGUUCACUGCGAUGAUACUGAACACUGAAACAAAACAAUAUGUCUGUUGUCAGGCUGCUGUCCUGGAUUAUGUCCCACUUAUCAGGUGCAUUUUAUUAAGGUGGCUGAAUGAGAGGGCUGGUUGGUCCUGCUACCUCAGCUGGUGGGACGGGCUACAGAGCCAUUUAGGAUUUGAUACCUGUUACAUAGACCUGCACACUUGAGACACUUGCCACAUUGCAGCAGAAAGCAAAAGAUGGUUUUUCUGACAACUAAAAUCAUGCAAAGGACUGCACUCUUUGUGACGUCAGGGGGUUUGAUCACGUCUCUCAUCACCGCCUUCCUUCCAUUUUGGAAGACAAUGAACUCUGAUCUGAAUGAAGUGGAGAACUGGUUCUCUGGGCUGUGGCACACCUGCCUCUACACCGAGGAGGUGGGAAUUCAGUGUAAGGCCUACGAGUCCAUCCUGGGACUGCCGAUGGACCUGCAGAUCUCCAGGGUGCUCAUGUCAGUGUCUAUUGGCACUGGAGGUUUAGCUCUGCUGGCUGCCUUCCCAGGACUGGAGGGGGUUGAGAUGUGCAUGGGCCGACCUGGACUGAAGAGACAGCUUGUCAUCCUCGCCGGGGUGCUGUCCUGGGUGUCAGGGCUCACCACCCUGGCUCCUGUCUCUAUUGUGGCCUACACAACUCUGGUGGAGUUCUGGGACGAGGGUUUUCCUGAUGUGAUGCCACGCUGGGAGUACGGAGAGGCAAUGUUCUCUGGAUGGUUCGGAGGUUUGGCACUGCUCAUCGGAGGGACUCUCUUCUUUGUAGCUGUGUGCAUGGGGGACUUCGACCAGAGACCACCAAGUGUGCCAAACAGCCCGCAGGUGAAGCACAGGACAAAGCACUACCUGAAGACAGAGGUGUUAUAG